AAGUGCCGGUGCUGGGUGGGAGUGGCGGCUGGCAGGCUCGGGGCUGUGGUGGCCUGGCGGAGGGGGUAUGAAGCUGCUGCGGGGGCCGCUGGGGGUUGCCCUGGGCCUUGUGUUGCUGCUGACUCCGGUGCAGACGGUGGAGCCCAUCAGCCUCGGGCUGGCGCUGGCUGGCGCCGCCUCAGCGCUCACCGGCCUCAUCUCCUAUCCCCGCCUCUACUGCUACUUCAGGGAGUGCUGCCUCCAGCGGGAGGGGGCCCGGGCGGGAGCAGCACUGCAGGGGGAUUUGGACAAGAAACUGUUUGGUCAGCACCUCGUGAAGAAGGUGAUUGUGAAAGCAGUAACCGGCUUCUUGAACAAUACAAAUCCCAAAAAGCCUCUCACCCUCUCCUUGCAUGGAUGGACUGGUACUGGCAAAAACUUUGUCAGUAAAAUAAUUGCAGAGAGUAUCUAUGAAGGAGGCCUGAACAGCAAUUAUGUCCAUCAGUUUGUGUCUACUUUGCAUUUUCCCCAUGCACAUAGUAUUGGCCAGUACAAGGACCAGUUGCAGUCAUGGAUUCGGGGAAACGUGAGCGCCUGUGGCAGGUCAAUCUUUAUAUUUGAUGAAAUGGAUAAAAUGCACGCAGGGCUCAUUGAUUCCAUCAAACCGUUCUUGGACUAUUACGAGCAGCUUGAUGGAGUAUCCUAUCGGCGUGCCAUCUUCAUCUUUCUCAGCAAUGCGGGGGCUGAAAAGAUAACAGAGGUGGCAUUAGAUUUCUGGAAAAGUGGAAAGAAAAGGGAAGACAUGGAACUCAAAGACCUGGAAGCUGGAGUGUCUCUGUCUGUCUUCAACAACAAGAAUAGCGGCUUUUGGCACAGCAGUCUGAUCGACAGAAACCUCAUUGAUUAUUUUGUCCCCUUUCUGCCUCUGGAGUACAAACACGUGAAAAUGUGUGUCAGGGUUGAACUUGAAUCACGUGGCUACAUGGUGGAUGAAGAAAUCAUAACCAAAGUAGCUGACGAGUUGACCUACUUCCCCAAGGAGGAGAAAAUCUACUCUGAUAAAGGAUGCAAAACUGUGUUCACCAAGCUGGAUUUUUACUAUGACUUAUAAUGUUUUACGAAGCUGUGAUCUGCAAAGGAAAAAAAUGAACCUAAUCACAAAGUGGAGAAACCGAAACAUUUCAUUUGUCAAGCACUUUUUAAAAAAAAAAAAA
Molecule: messenger RNA, 1193 nt
Organism: Trachemys scripta elegans
Lineage: Eukaryota; Metazoa; Chordata; Testudines; Emydidae
Product: torsin-1A-like
Exons: 5
Coding region: 68-1090 (340 amino acids)
Biological process (GO): protein localization to nucleus; nuclear membrane organization
Cellular component (GO): nuclear envelope; endoplasmic reticulum lumen; endoplasmic reticulum
Molecular function (GO): kinesin binding; ATP binding; ATP hydrolysis activity
Source: RefSeq, a predicted model, not a curated record